This is a messenger RNA of Pecten maximus, 1908 nucleotides long. RefSeq lists its product as uncharacterized. The coding region runs from base 1 to 1908 and encodes 635 amino acids. The transcript has a single exon. Gene Ontology annotation, molecular function: nucleic acid binding. NCBI's taxonomy places the organism in Eukaryota, Metazoa, Mollusca, Bivalvia, Pectinida, Pectinidae. The record is from RefSeq and is a predicted model, not a curated record.
AUGUUGAAUGACAUUACAACUAUCUUGCUACGUUUUAGACUUCACAAAUUUGCCGUAGCGACAGAUAUAGAGAAAGCUUUUCUCCAGAUCGGAUUAGAGGAGCAAGACAGGGACAUGACAAGAUUUUUCUGGUUGAGUGAUAUGGAUAACCCUCAAAGUGAACUGAUUACCUACAGAUUCAAAGCGGUUUUGUUUGGAGCUAUAUGUUCACCUUUCAUCUUGAAUGCGACGCUUUUAAAGCACAUUGGAGAAAAUCCCAGCAGUGCGUCAGAAACCAUGAUGUCGGAUUUAUACGUCGACAAUAUUCUUUCAAGCUUCUCAACAGAAACAGAUCUAUCGGAGUACUACAGUUCAGCCCGCGCUUUGAUGUCAAAAGCAGGUUUUAACUUACGUUCAUGGGCAUCAAACAGCAAUCGCAUCAAAGUUCUGGGGUUACGAUGGAAUGUGGAGUCAGAUACGUUAACUUUUGGAACUACGCCAAAAUUGGACACGCCUAGCCAUUCACUUACAAAACGGGAGAUACUCAGCGAUUCUUCGAAAAUCUUCGACCCAUUAGGAUUGUUGAGUCCUAUUACCGUGCGUUGCAAGAUAUUAAUGCAAAACCUAUGGAGUCAGAAAUUGGAUUGGGAUGAAAAAGUUGCAGAGGACAUCAAACUGUGUUGGAGUGAAAUCUGUAACGAUUUAGGAAGUGUGGUUAAAACGGAAAUUCCACGUUGCUACUUUGCAGUCAAUUCUCACGAAUCUACGGAACUACAUGUGUUUGUAGAUGCCAGCAAAAAGGCAUAUGGCGCUUGUGCGUAUCUUGUCAACGGAAAUAAAACUUCAUUCGUGAUGGCCAAAACGAGAGUGGCGCCUUUGAAAAAUUCAACAAUACCGCUAUUAGAGCUCAUGGCAGCAGUUAUACGGGCUCGCCUAGCAAGUCACAUUACCAGCAGUUUCAAGUCUUAUCGUGUUAUUUUAUGGAGCGAUAGUCAAAUCACUCUUAGCUGGCUAUCAAGUUCAAAACAGCUGAAGACUUUCGUCGCGAAUCGUGUGAAGGAGAUAAAAUCUCUUACAGAUGGCUAUUCUUGGAGGUACUACCCAACAAAGGAUAAUCCAGCCGACAUAUUAUCCCGCGGAAUGUCAGGACAACAAUUCAAGGAUAACACAUUAUGGUUUAACGGACCUGAAUGGCUCACCACUGAAGAACAGUGGCCACAGUGGAAGGAAUCGGAUUUGACUACCUUGACGACCGAAUGUGAAACAGCUAUACCUGAAUCGACGCCUAGUGUCGUGGAUACAUUCUUAACGAGUUCAUUGCAUAAACUUGUGGACAUAACAAAAUACAGUUCAUUCAUCAAACUGGUGCGCGUAACAGCCUACGUUCUAAGGUUUAUACGAAACUGUAGGAAACUUCAGAACGAAAAAUUGAAAGGAACUGUAAGUGUACUGGAAAUUCAGAAUCAUCAUUGUGGCUUAGGCAGCACAAUUACGUUAUUACGACAAAGAUUCUGGAUACCUGCAAUUCGCCAACUCGUCAACAGUGUACUACGGAAAUGUGUGAUUUGUCGCAAAGUGUCCGGCAAACCUUAUACCGCCCCUGAUCCACCACCUCUACCUAAAGACAGAGUAACUAUGGAUAGACCCUUCACAGUCACGGGAGUGGACUUCUCAGGGGCCUUAUACAUAAAAAGCGGAAAAGGAAGUGAAACUACAAAGGUUUAUAUUUGUCUUUUUACAUGUGCAAACACAAGGGCUGUACAUUUGGAGAUUGUUCCAAACAUGACAGAAGAAUCUUUUCUUAUGGCUUUUAGACGAUUCAUCAGUAAAAAGUCAUUACCUAGGAUUAUGAUUCCCGAUAAUGACUGCACAUUUGUUGCCGCCGCGGAGGAUAUCAAACAUCUUUUUUGCAUCAGAAACCUUGCAUAG